Messenger RNA from Tuber aestivum (summer truffle), 1590 nucleotides. Lineage: Eukaryota; Fungi; Ascomycota; Pezizomycetes; Pezizales; Tuberaceae. The record is from the annotation of a GenBank genome assembly.
AACCCGGUUACCCGGCCUAUCUUAAUGAAUCGUGACGCUCUUCAAGGUGAUAUUGGUAGGGCAAAACCCUCUUGGUCCUCCACAUCCCACACAGCAACCCACUUUAUCGGAAGAAAGUUUACAAUUUCCCCACCACCGACAAACGACAACGCCCACGACCAACGACGACAGUAAUCAACGGCCGGCUCAACAUCUCCUAACCUUCAAUAAUCAUGGCGUAAGUCUCUUCGAUAACCCUCUUGCCAGUGGAAAAUCUGCUGCAAUCCUGCAAGGUUCUCGAAUUCUUAUGUCGGAAGUUAAUAUCUUGAAUAUAGAUCUGCUCAAUCUCAAACAAUCUCCAAGCGCCGCAAGUUCGUCGCCGACGGUGUUUUCUAUGCCGAGUUGAAUGAGUUCUUCACUCGCGAAUUAGCUGAGGAGGGUUAUUCCGGCGUUGAAGUUCGCGUCACCCCUACCGUCACCGACAUCAGUACGUCUACCUUCAAUUCAAGCUCGGGGGAGCUAGGAAGAGUGGGUUGAGGGAUAUCCCACCAACGCUAACACUCCUUUAGUCAUUCGUGCUACCCAUACCCAGGAAGUCCUCGGAGAGCAAGGUCGCCGCAUUCGUGAGCUCACAUCCCUGAUCCAAAAGAGGUUCAAGUUCCCUGAGAACUCUGUCUCCCUAUAUGCUGCCAAGGUCCAGAACCGCGGCCUUUGUGCUGUCGCCCAGUGUGAAUCCCUCCGGUACAAGCUUCUCAACGGUCUCGCUGUUCGUAGAGCUUGCUAUGGUGUUUUGAGGUUUAUCAUGGAAUCGGGUGCCAAGGGUUGCGAGGUUGUUGUGUCGGGGAAGCUUAGAGCUGCUAGAGCCAAGAGCAUGAAGUUCACUGUGAGUCCGCUCUCGCGCACUACCAGAUCGAAUCUAAAUGGAUUAUCGCGUAAGCCGGGACCUGACAAGAUCUUCACCAACAGGACGGAUUCAUGAUCCACUCUGGUCAACCUGCUCGUGACUUCAUUGACUCCGCUACUCGUCACGUUCUUCUCCGGCAGGGCGUGCUUGGCAUCAAGGUCAAGAUCAUGCGUGGGAGUGACCCCGAUGGAAAGAGUGGACCCCAGAAGUCUCUUCCUGAUAUCGUGACCGUUAUCGAACCCAAAGAGGAGCCACCCAUCGGGCAACCCUCAUCUCAAGACUACGUAAGGUUUCCCGGGCACUUGGAACAAUUUACAUAACCAAAAUCCAACUAACCUAUGCGUUCCUAUAGGGUGCUAAGGCUGACGCUGCGCGCGCAGCUGCCACUCAAGCUCAAGCACAAGAGACUGCUGCUGCUGCUGUUGAGCAAACUAGUGUCGAGACGAGCAACGAGACCGCCGCUGAAUAUGUCCCCCCUGCCCCUGCCCCUGUUCCUGCUGUCGAUGAUCUGGGAUGGUGAAGCGGAAAUCAACAAAAAAUAAUUUCGGUCAAAUAAAUCUCUCGUUCCCCUCCUCAUCUGAACCUGAUUAAAACGCAGCCGUUCUUCAAAAAUUUUCUUUUAAACGGGGUUUUCUGGGAUGGGGAUGUUGUUUUUCUUGUAUGUGAUAUAAUAGCAAAAAAGGCCCGCAAGUCUGCCACAGCCUUCG